UCACAUAUCCAAUUCUCCUCAACGAAAAAGGCAAAAAAGCGCGUUUCCUGCUUGUGCCUGUUGGUUUCCAGUAUAUCCAGGAGACCCUCGCCGUUAUCUUCCUGUCCUCAUCACUCCUAUUCUGAUCUCUUUGUUCUCCAUCUUGGACACCUUGUCAAUUUCUAAUUACUCGUUUGAUGGUUGAUACACUCGCUCUACAGUCCAUAGAGUCUUCUCCACCACUCCAACAACUGCUGUGCCGCUCAGAUAAACCAGAAAUUCAGCCUUUGUGUAGCAAACCAUUGACGCGUGCAGUCUCAGAUUCCUUGUGCCUUCAUGUGCAAUCUGGAGUGCCAAGCAGCUCAGAGUGUGGAUCCGUUUCAUUCAGUAGCGCAUUCCCGCAUUCCUCCCUCAUCUUAUCCAAUUCUCCUUCUACCACCAACGGAAGCAAUAGCAACAACAGCCGCAUACAAUUAGGUCAACAACACCUUCGCCUCCAUCUUCCACACGUUAUGACGCCCUUGGACCGUCAGGGCUGUCAAGCGGAUCAAGGAUUUGCCCAAGACACUCUUCAGACGCUCUCAGCCUUAAUGAACAGCCAAUUGGACUCUAGUACAACAGGGCACCCACAUACACGCAGCUCCAAUACCUCAGCUCAGUUCUCCUUCUCAGCCUUUUCUUCCACUUCCUCCACUCCAAAUUCGGGAUCCACAACCCCUGAGGUACCAACAGCAUCCCACAGUAUUGCAGUCAUUACGCCCUUGUCAAUGGCCAGAACAACACCCAUCGGAAGAGGGGGAAGAGAUCAGGAUAACGGAGCAUGGUUGUCUACUGCUGUACCAUCCAGUCAAAACACCGGCAGCAGCCUGCUGAUUGGUCUCGAUCAACACCUCCUCUCCCCUGAGAAUGCAAGUGUACAUGGCUGUCAACUCCAGCAACGUGUGGUACAACCCAUUGCAACCCAUUCAAGAAUGCCUAGCGAUCAGCAAUCUAUCCAUCCGCUGCAGUUAGACCCGGAGCCCUGCCUCUCCUUUCACUUGCAACAGAAUCCUUCAGAAGAACCUAAUCAAGAUCUGAUGGCAACCACGGCUUUCCCUAAUGGAUUGUUGUCACCUUUUUCGACUUCCCGUCCCUUGGUCAACUUUCAGCCUCUACCACCAAUUCUAGCUUCACAAACGAGCAAUGGGGUCCGUAAGAAAACACCGCUGGUUUCCAAGAUACGUAGGAUAUUUGUCAAACCCACCAUGGGUCUCUCUACCAAGGAGCAUAAGAUUGAGGUCGCCGCUGUUACUGACGUGGACAUACUGCUUCAACAGCAUCAACAAUUGCAGUUUCUUGAGGAUAUCACCUCAAUGACCUCAAUUAGCAACAGUUUUUGCCCACCUGAGUCAUCGCUCGAUCAACAUCGUGAUUCAGUUUCGUCCUCGAGUUCGGGCGAGACGAUGUCGGUUGGUCAAGUAGAGUUUGGUCUAAGCACACCAGCGACUUCGCCAGAAGCUUCGCCACCAGGAUCACCAAAAUUGAAGCACAGCAUGUUGCCACGAACACCUAUCCUUCCUGAGAUGCCAAGCCCACAGCACUCUCUUCCGUUGUUUAAGUUCGAAAGUCAAGCUACUACAACCACGCCGACAGCAACCCUCUCUAGCGUGUCUAAAGCCAGUCCGACGAAGCGGUUCGAGAAGCUCCAAGGCCUUGACUCGACACCGACCUGGACAGGGAAGAAACGACUCUCUUUCGCCAUGAUCACGUCAUUCUUCAGUCCCCGGAGCUCCGUGAAUGCAACAGAAUCCAUCAAGAAGAAGCAACAACGGUCGUUCUCCGUACCUAAUGUAGAGAAUCCCUUAGCCGUGGCGGGAUGUCAGAUUAUGGGAUUUCAGAGAAGGCAUUCAUUCAACGAUAUACCUGAGAACGUCGAGCCCAAGGCUUUGGAGCAGCAGUUAACACCACCUCCCCAACCGGGACACAGGAGCGACAUUUCUGAUAGAGCUGUUACCAUUACCACCCGAGCCGCCGGAGCUUCAGCUUUUGCCUCGGUUCUUCCUACACCCGUGACGCCGACCAAGAAAUCCAAAAUUUACGGCGUCUUUGGCAAGCAGACCAAACGGAAGAGCAAGAACAAUACGAUUGCCGGUGCUGGGUUAGUUGAUAUACCCGCUGCGUUCGCUACGUCCACCGAUCCCCCGGGACCCGCAUCGGUCCACCGUCAUCAGCGAUCGUCUUCGGCCAACCAAUCCCCAUCAAAUCGCUCGAGCAUAUAUGAUCAAAGUCACCAGGAGCUGCAGCAGCGGCAACAGCAACAACAACAAGAACAGCGACAGAGACAAGCAACUAGUAAGCGUUCAAUCCAAUCUGAGGCCCCCAUCAACCUUUCUCCGGACGCAGAUUCAAGCAAUCGAAGAGCCUCAGAGGAGCAGCAGCAUGGUCGACUAGGCGAGAGGGUUGUGGGUCCAACGCGUCAUCGUCGUCAGAGUAGCCUUGUUGGUCGGCAGGCUAGUCAACAGGGACAUUAUCCUGUUGCGGAGAGGAAGCAGCGCCUCUCGGUCCUCCAUUCGGCCUCCGGGGACAGUACUAAAUACACAGAAUCCUUUCCAUCGGGGCAAUGUUACCAAUAUCAGCAACAGCAACAACCACAGCAUUAUCAGCAACAGCAACAACCACAGCAUUAUCAGCAACAGCAACAGCAGCAGCAACAACAACAACAGCGGCCUCAGUAUCAACAUGCAUAUAUCCAUCAUCACCAACGCGACUGCGAGACACUUGGCCUGCCCCAAAAGCCGGGGGUCAUGCCCAUCUCGACCAUAUUUUCAUUAUCGUUCUCGUCGCAAGGAAACAGUGACUUCACACAGAAACGUUCAUCAAAUCUGCCUCCCAAAUACUCUCAGCAAAACCAAUGGUCUACUGUUCAGGGAAAAGAGGGAUCGUUUGUCUCCUCUGUCGUCAGCAGUGAUUCUCAUUCUGUGGGAGGAUAUCCCUUUCACGAGCUGCUCGCCGCACAAUGUAGCAGUUCAUAUCAACAGAGCGAGAGCGAAAGUGGCGCUUACGAUGGCCGAUGCGAUUCUUUCACAUUUUCUCCUCCAGCCGCCCGACUCUCGAUGUAUUACGCCCCAAUGAUGGAAAGUCAGGGCCCCUCCACAAUGCUUUGCCCCAGGACCCCCAGGACUGCUACCUCUCCAUUCACAGGGCCCACUGUGGCCAACAACCAACACCAGCAUCUCUACCAGCAGCAGCAGCAGCAGCAGCAACAAUACCACGUUCAGCAGCAGCAGUACCAACGAGCCCAACAACAACAGCAACCAUCGCCCCAGCAACAAUAUCUCUUUGAACAGUUUCGACAUCAACAGCACCAGCAGUAUGUAAACUCCCUUACUAUAGCCUCUCUACCGCAUCUGCCAUCCCAAGCUCAGUGCGGUUUAUACACGCCCUUAGCCUAUCCAUACGAAUUCAGUCCCCAAGAACCAUUCCCAGGAUACUUUUACUACCAAUCUCCACAGUCACUCCCAUAUCGCCCACAACAAUAUACAACAGGCGCCACGACCACGUCCAACGCUAAUGGAAAUACUACCAAUAAUAGCAUUUAUGUAUCUAAACCAUCAUCAGCGCCAGCAUCCUCAAAGUCAGCCAGGCAGAUCCAGUUCUCUGCCGCACCAAUCAUCCAUGCAACCUGGACACCAGAGCAAUACGACCGCUCGAGUGAUCCCAACAUAACGGCUCAUCGACUUACUCCAGCCAUUGCCCAAAGGAUCAAGUUGGAGUUGAACCAGUUCAAGAGCCAAGAAAUGGCUGUUCAUCAGGAUAGUCGAAUCCAUACACAUUUCUUCAUAUAGACCAUACACAUUCCUGGGAAUGAUAAUUUUAAUAAAGCACUUAGCCUAGAAC
Messenger RNA from Gamsiella multidivaricata, 3855 nucleotides. RefSeq lists its product as uncharacterized. NCBI's taxonomy places the organism in Eukaryota, Fungi, Mortierellomycota, Mortierellomycetes, Mortierellales, Mortierellaceae. The record is from RefSeq and is a predicted model, not a curated record. The transcript is spliced from 2 exons. Bases 177 to 3803 code for a protein of 1208 amino acids. Gene Ontology annotation, biological process: actin cytoskeleton organization. Gene Ontology annotation, molecular function: actin binding.